AUGAGAAGCCUGUGGUUGUUGUCCAAUAUGCCAAGAUUAAGAAAUGCAGACGUAAGUUUAACUGGUGCAAAUUUGCUUCAGACAUUGAUACCUGCUGCUAAAAUUAGCUUAAAUGCUGAUAUUGACGAAGUUAUAUCGUUUAAGAACAGGAUUCUUGCAAGUGGUAUAGAUGUUGGUGGACCUGUGGGUGAUCUAUCUUUUCUGAAUUCUUCGUAUCCAAAGAUUGAUGAAAUUAGAGUGAUAUAUCCAAUUCAGGACUUGAAGGAUUUGGAUUAUGUGUGUUCUUUCUAUGAACCAAUGGGACAUAAUGGACUCUGUCUUAAUGUCGAUGAAAACUAUUGCAAUGUUUAUGAAGUGUAUGAUUUCGGCAGGUCCAUAGUGUUUAAUUACUAUGACAUAUGGGAAGCAUAUGAAGCUUCUUCUUUUUGUGAAAAAAAGGCAGUGGCAAAUAUUUCUUGUGGGGGUUUAGCUGUUGAAUUUGAUAAAACCGAAGAUGUUGUUCAACAUUUUGUAAGCACAGAAGGUGGAAGUGAGGCCUCUAAUUCUAUUAUUGGAAAAUCUUUGUUACCAUGCAAAAGGUUGUCUGUUGAGGGAUCUUCUAAGGAUGAUGAUGAAGGUUGUGAGAACAAUUGUGCUGAUGUGAAGAGGAGGAAUAUGUGCUGUAUGUUUGCUGGAACAUGGCCUAGAAACCUUGGACUCAAAUGGGUUCGAGUAGAAGAGGAACUUGGACAGCAAGGAGCAGAUUAUCCAAGCUUCAUUCUUCCAUUCUUUUCAGAUCAAGAAAUCAAGGUUUUAUUUGACGUCAAGGGUACUGUGAAGUGUUGCAUGACUAGGGCAAAUCCUGGGUUUUUGCAUCCAUUUAUUUCUGAAAUAGAUCGAGAAUUUCAUAGGUUUAUUAGAGCACGUAGAGCUUUUGUUACUGAUUCUCAUUCAAGUGAUUCUGAUUCUGACCUUGAUUUUGAUUCUGAUUUUGUUGCAGUUUUUGAUAACAUGGCUGAAGAAGGACCGCGAGAAAGAACAUUAAGGGAGCUGGCUGCACCUGAUUUCACCUACGAAAGCUUGUGUAUCCAGUAUCCUGAGGAUGUACCAUGUGUACUCAAAACUGGACUAAUCCAUUUAUUGCCUAAGUUUGGUGGUCUUGCAGGUGAAGAUCCUCAUAUGCAUAUCAAGGAGUUUCGUACUGUCAUAUCCACCAUGAAGCCUCCUGAGGUUGACAAAGAUCAUAUCUGUUUGAAGGCUUUUCCUCAUUCCCUUCAGGGAACUGCAAAGACUUGGCUGUAUAACCUGCCCCCUUCAUCCAUUGCAAGCUGGGACGACCUGAAAAGAAAGUUUCUUGAGAAGUUCUUCCCUGCCUCUAGGACAACAUCAAUCAGAAAAGACAUCUCAGGAAUCAGGCAGCUACAUGGAGAGACUCUACAUGAAUACUGGGAAAGAUUCAAGACAUUAUGUGUGAGCUGCCCCCAUCACCAGAUUUCCGAGCAGCUCCUAGUUCAGUAUUUCUAUGAGGGUUUGCUCAAUAUGGAGAGACAUCUCAUUGAUGCUGCUUGUGGAGGUGCAUUGAAUGACAUGACUCCUACUGAAGCCAGGCAGUUGUUUGAGAAGAUGGCUGCUAAUUCUCAGCAGUUUCAAACAAGGAGUAAUGAUGCUGUUAAAACUGUUAAUGAGAUUGGGACAGAUCCAAGGAUGGACAAGCUUGAGAAGAGGAUGGAAACCAUUGCCAGCUUGGUUACUCAAUUGGCCAUGAACCAGAAUAAACCUUCACAACAGGCAAAGGUUUGUGGCAUUUGCACUAAAGACCAUAAUACUGAUGUUUGUCCUUCUCUGCAGGAACCUACAGAUGAGAAUCCUGAAGCAUAUGCUGCCAACAUUUUCAAUAAUCGACCUCAGCAAAAUUAUGAUCUGUCAUCUAACAGAUAUAACCCUGGCUGGAGAAAUCAUCCAAAUCUUAGAUGGUCUGAUCAGUCACAACCUGCCCAAGCACCGUUUCAGAAUAAAUCUUCAUUGGAGGAUAUGUUGAAGCAGAUGACAGCCCAAAACAUACAGUUCCAACAAGACACCAGAUCCUCCAUUCAGAAUCUGACCACCCAGAUAGGACAGAUGGCUACUUCAAUAAACCAGCUACAGUCCCAGAAUUCUGAUAAGCUGCCCUCUCAGACGGUUGUCAAUCCAAGAAAUGUGAGCGCCAUCACCUUACGGUCGGGGAAGCAAAUUGAUGCAGAUCAUGGACCAGAGCCAGAGCCUGAAAAGGAGACAGAGACCACUGCCACAAGAACCUUCCAAGUACAACCACCUUCCAUUCCUCUUCCAUUCCCUCCGAAAGCUAUGCCAAGCAAGAAGAAGGAAGAGGUAGAUACGGGAAUCUUGGAGAUAUUCAAGAAAGUGGAGGUGAACAUACCUCUACUUGAUGCACUCAAGCAAAUUCCAAGAUAUGCAAAGUUUCUGAAAGAAUUAUGCACUCAGAAAAGGAAGCUGAAAGGAAAUGAAAGAGUUCGCAUGGGGAGAAACGUUUCUGCAAUCAUAGGUAAAGCUAGUAAACCUGCUCCUGUUUCUGAUGUUCCUGAAAAGUGUGAGGAUCCAGGUACGUUUUCUGUUCCUUGUGUCAUAGGUGAUACUAAAUUUGAAAAUGCCAUGCUAGAUCUAGGAGCUUCAAUUAAUGUGAUGCCUAUGUCUAUUUUUAAAUCACUUUCACUUGGACCUCUGAAACCUACGGGUGUUGUCAUCCAAUUAGCAAAUAGGAGCACGGCACACCCUGCUGGUUGGGUAGAGGAUGUCUUGGUUAGGGUUGGUGAACUUGUUUUCCCUGCUGAUUUUUAUGUGCUUGAAAUGGAAAAAGGAUCUUCCCGUAAUACAGUUCCUAUCAUUUUGGGGAGACCAUUUUUAAAGACAGCCCGAACCAAGAUAGAUGUUUAUGCUGGUACACUGACUAUGGAAUUCGGUGAUAUUGUGGUUAGGAUAAACAUUUUUGAUGCUAUGAAACAUCCACCUGAAGACUAUUCUGUGUUUCAUAUUGAUUUGCUUGAUGAACUGCUUGAUGAUAUGCUUGAUGAACAUGAAUCUGAUUUCCUACAUGAUUCUGAUUAUCCUUCACUAACUGGGUCAUACACUUGUCAUACAUGUACUGUUACUGAAAUGUGUGAUUCUUGCAUUGAUCAAUUUUUGGACACUGUUGUUGUUGACUCAGAUGUUAAGAAAUCUGAUUGUACUAACCCAGUUGUUGAAGUGCAGGCUGCAGAAACUGUAUCUGCUAGUUUGGUUCCAUCUGUUUUGCAGGCACCCGUAUUGGAGCUUAAGCCCUUACCAGAUAACCUCAAGUAUGCCUACUUGGAGGAUGACAAGAAGCUCCCUGUCAUUGUUUCCUCAACCCUUCAUGAAAAUCAAGAGGAAAAGUUGCUGCAAGUACUAAGGAAGCACAACAAAAGCUAUUGGUUGGACCUUAGCUGA
Lotus japonicus is the source of this 3441-nucleotide messenger RNA. RefSeq lists its product as uncharacterized. The coding region runs from base 1 to 3441 and encodes 1146 amino acids. The transcript has 11 exons. Lineage: Eukaryota; Viridiplantae; Streptophyta; Magnoliopsida; Fabales; Fabaceae. The record is from RefSeq and is a predicted model, not a curated record.